This is a messenger RNA of Tachyglossus aculeatus (Australian echidna), 3321 nucleotides long. It is a transcript of the gene GLUD1, whose product is annotated as glutamate dehydrogenase 1. Gene Ontology annotation, cellular component: mitochondrion. Gene Ontology annotation, biological process: L-glutamate catabolic process. Lineage: Eukaryota; Metazoa; Chordata; Mammalia; Monotremata; Tachyglossidae. The record is from RefSeq and is a predicted model, not a curated record. Gene Ontology annotation, molecular function: L-glutamate dehydrogenase (NAD+) activity.
GCGCUCCUCUCCGUCCGGGCCCGCGCGCCUCCGGCUCCAGCCGUCGCCACCGCCCUGGUGGUCGCUUCCCUCCCUCCUUCCCCUCGUCCGCCGCCGCCGCCAUGUACCGGUGCCUGGGGGAGGCCGCGCUGCUGGCCCGGGCCGCGGAACCGGUGGGGGCCUCCUCCUCCGUCGUCCUCCUCCGCGGCCCGGCCUCGUCCCCCCCGCCGCCUCCUCCUCCGCCGCCCUCCUCCUCCUCCUGCCGCCGCCGUUACUGCGAGGCCUCCGCCUCCUCCUCCGCCCACCGCGAAGACGACCCCAACUUCUUCAAGAUGGUGGAGGGCUUCUUCGACCGCGGCGCCGGCAUCGUGGAGGACAAGCUGGUGGAGGACCUGAAGACCCGGGAGAGCGACGAGCAGAAGCGGAACCGGGUGCGCGGCAUCCUGCGCAUCAUCAAGCCCUGCAACCAUGUGCUCAGCCUCAGUUUCCCCAUCAAGCGCGACGACGGCGCCUGGGAGGUGGUCGAGGGCUACCGGGCCCAGCACAGCCAGCACCGCACCCCCUGCAAGGGAGGUAUUCGUUACAGCACAGAUGUUAGUGUGGAUGAAGUAAAAGCUUUGGCUUCUCUAAUGACUUACAAAUGUGCUGUAGUUGAUGUGCCAUUUGGCGGUGCUAAGGCUGGGGUUAAAAUCAAUCCCAAGAACUAUUCAGAUAAUGAGUUGGAAAAAAUCACACGGAGAUUCACCAUGGAGCUAGCGAAGAAGGGCUUUAUUGGACCUGGUAUUGAUGUACCCGCCCCUGACAUGAGCACAGGUGAGAGGGAGAUGUCGUGGAUUGCAGAUACUUACGCUAGUACCAUAGGGCACUAUGAUAUUAAUGCACAUGCCUGUGUUACUGGUAAACCCAUCAGUCAAGGAGGGAUCCAUGGGCGUAUCUCUGCCACUGGCCGUGGUGUCUUCCAUGGGAUUGAAAACUUCAUCAAUGAGGCUUCUUACAUGAGUCUUUUGGGGAUGACUCCAGGAUUUGGGGAUAAAACCUUUGUCGUUCAGGGGUUUGGUAACGUGGGCCUGCACUCUAUGAGGUACCUCCACCGUUUUGGUGCCAAGUGUGUUGGUGUUGGUGAGAUCGAUGGAACUAUAUGGAAUCCUGAAGGAAUUGACCCAAAAGAGCUAGAAGAUUAUAAAUUGCAACAUGGGACAAUUGUUGGCUUUCCCAAGGCAAAGCCCUAUGAUGGCAGCAUUUUGGAAGCAGAUUGUGAUAUUCUCAUCCCUGCUGCCAGUGAGAAGCAGUUGACCAAAUCAAAUGCAUCCAGAGUCAAGGCUAAGAUCAUUGCUGAAGGUGCAAAUGGACCUACAACCCCAGAGGCUGAUAAAAUCUUCCUGGAAAGGAAUAUCAUGGUCAUUCCCGAUCUCUAUUUGAACGCUGGAGGAGUGACGGUGUCCUACUUUGAGUGGCUGAAGAAUCUGAAUCACGUCAGCUAUGGCCGCUUAACUUUUAAAUAUGAAAGGGAUUCAAACUACCACUUGCUCAUGUCUGUUCAGGAAAGUUUGGAAAGGAAGUUCGGAAAGCACGGUGGAACUAUUCCAGUGGUGCCUACGGCAGAGUUCCAAGACCGGAUAUCUGGUGCAUCUGAAAAAGAUAUUGUACACUCUGGGCUAGCAUAUACCAUGGAACGUUCUGCCAGGCAAAUCAUGCGUACUGCCAUGAAAUACAACCUGGGUCUGGACUUGAGAACUGCCGCCUAUGUCAACGCGAUUGAGAAGGUCUUCAAGGUGUACAACGAAGCUGGUCUGACCUUUACAUAAAUGAGAGAGCUAGCCAACUAGAGUCGCCUCCUUCGCCGCCUCCUGUUCUGUACCCUCUUUCACACGUUUACAUGUAACUACCGAAGCCCCUUUUCCCUUUUAGGACUCAUUAUAGCAGAUCCUGUUCUCAACUAGUUUCAGUCCGUAGUCCUUUUUUUUUUUUUAAUUACACUCUUCGGAGUGGGGUAUCGUAUGCAGAUUUAGCGGCCUAAAGAUAACCAGUUCAUCUGCACUUAAGGACCAUUUGGGGUAUUUCAACUUAAACUAAAAAUCUCUGCCGUAUGGGCAUACCGUCUUGCUAUAUGAGCUGCUUCCCGAGAUUGCACAUCAGUCGCAUUUUGCACCAGGUGAGCGUCUGGCGAGAUGUUAGCUAGCUUGCUCUUUGGCGCUGUGCAAUUUUGGUUCAUGCUGCAACCUUGGCUUUGGCAUUGUCAAGAAGGCCUUGUACGAACAAUGCAGUGGCCCUGUCAAAAGGUGGGGCUUUGCUGAUGUGCAGUAGCAGAACUUCGGGCCUGGUCCUCUUUAGGUUAAUUUUUUUUUUCUUCCCCUUCCUUCCUCUCCUCCUUUUAAGAAAAAAAAAAUUCCAUGCUGCUGUUCUAGAAUUGCCUUUAAUCACUUAUCAACCUAAACUUGACUUGAGCAGUGAGAUGCAUAUAAACCCAUGGAUGAAAGAAGCUAGUAUUUUUGUAACCUGAAAACAGUAUCAUUUAUAGCUUAUUAUGUACAGACAUCCAGCAAAAAAUUUCUGGUUGGUGUAAUCAAGGUGUCGACGUAAAUGUGUGGAUGAUGGGAGCUAGAUUUUGUUUUUUAAUUUAAACAAAUACCCGAAUAGGCAAAAGUUAUAAUCCUGAUAUCCCCUGAAGAACUGUCACCUCCUUAACAGUCAACUCUUUCAGAUUUUCUAAUCCUUUGGAAGAGUCGUUCAGAACAUGAGAUUUUUAUGCCGCCUCAGUGAGUAGCAAUGAUAGAUAGAGGGGAGGCUAACCUAGAAACGGAUUUUGGCCCAGAAACUUGGAGCCAGGCUAGGAGCUUUGAGCACUGGCCAGUAAAGGACUUACUGGACUCGACAGUCUUUGUCCAUCUCCUUUAUUUGGAUGUCUAGCAAGUGCUGGACAUAACCAAGCAAAACAGAGUGGACUUUGAGACCCUAUUGGAACCAAUCUGGUUUUUGACGAGUUCUUGUGGUUUCUGGGUUGUUUUUUUUUUCCCUUUUGUGGGGGUCGGGGAGGGAGAGUAAGGCUUUUUGUCUAGAAUAAUCCCAAUAAAGUGCCAGAUAUUAUUUAUGUAAUGAAUAAACCUUUUUUUUAGAAAACAACCUCCCAGAAAUUUCAUGCUUUUUUUUCUAACUACUUUGUAACUGCAUGAUUUAACCUGGCGAUGAGCAGUUAUUAAAAAGUGAACCUUUUCCAAACAGCCCCCUGUUUCUUUUCCAAUGUUGUUAAUUUUACAUUUGGUAAUACGUUUAAAAUGUGGUCAACUGCAAUUAGAGCUAUGAAAUUUCAUGUAACAGCCACAUAAAUACCACGUUGAUUCCCUG